This is a messenger RNA of Mobula hypostoma (lesser devil ray), 1244 nucleotides long. Its product is annotated as zona pellucida sperm-binding protein 3-like. Lineage: Eukaryota; Metazoa; Chordata; Chondrichthyes; Myliobatiformes; Myliobatidae. Bases 378 to 1244 code for a protein of 288 amino acids. The record is from RefSeq and is a predicted model, not a curated record. The transcript has 7 exons.
UUUACUAAAAUUAGACUUGUUGUUGAACUUCUUUGUGAGUGACCUUACGUUUAAUUUGUACGUCGGAAGUCUUAAUAUACACAUUUGUAGAAGUCCCCAAGGGACUACGAAUGUAGGUAUUUAAUUGCUGGUGAAUAGCUCGACAAUUCCAACUCUAUCUGAGUUGGUUGAAGAUAAAACCCGGCAGCAUUAAUGAAGACCAGUUUGACUGGAGUUCGGCUUAGACCGUAAAACACUUACAGCGGCUUUGCUCCUGCACAUUCUUGCGCAAAUGCAUAGACAACACCCUCAUUUAACGUCUAGUGAUUGUACUUUGGAAAUUAUUAAGGAUUAUGAAAAGGUCAGACUCGCUGUUAAAUUGAGGUAAUUUCUUUCAGAUGGUUGAAGAUUUUCUUGGCUACACCAUCCACCUGAACCCCAGACCCCGGCCUCGUGAAACUAUUAUUGUGCGAACUAAUAGGGCAAUCAUUCCCAUUCAAUGUCGUUACUUUAGGAAAGCUAACGUGAGCAGUAACCCAAUCCACCCCACGUGGAUCCCGUUCAGCUCCUCCAGGUCUGGGGAAGGACAACUAUCUUUCUCCCUGCGGCUAAUGAAUGAUGACUGGCUUACAGAGCGCGCCUCCUCCACCUACUACCUGGGCGAGCUCAUUCACAUCGAAGCCUCUGUUUCCAUGAUUAACCACGUGCCCCUGAAGCUCUACAUUGACCGCUGUGUAGCCACACCGAGCCGGGACAGGGACUCCACCCCGAGAUACAACAUCAUUGAUCACCACGGAUGUCUCCUGGACAGUGUGGCAGAGGGCUCCUUUUCCACCUUCGUGUUGGCCGGGGCAGACCGUGAGGUGGACAAACUCCGCUUUGGUUUAGAUGCUUUCCGCUUCUCUGGAGAUGAGCGUUCCCUGAUUUUCAUCAAUUGUCGCUUGAAAGUUGCUGCAGUUAAUCGGAGCGAAUCAAUAACUAAAGCUUGCACUUUCCAGAGGACGCAGAACAUGUGGGCUCCAUUGGAAGAAACGAGCUUCGAUGUCUGUGCCUGUUGUCGCCUGGGUGACUGUGCAGCCAUAGGGGAGGGUGUCGUUUCUCCCAGAGGACGGAGGGAGGCUGAUUACAAUCUACAAAAGCCCAGAUCUCUUGAGGGUGAGAUCCAUGAAAGUCAGGACCAGCACAAGAUUCAGGCAGAGGCUGAGCCUUCCAGCGAUGUGGUGCUCGGAGUCAGGAAGAUGGACCAGCAGCCAGAUGUAAAGUAA